ACUGCCCCUGUCCUUUGGCUUUUAAAGCAAAUUAAGACCUUUCCUCCUCCAGACUAGUCUAGAGCUUACCAACCCAAACUACCGGAGGAAAGCAAAUUGCGAGCCUGUCGCACUCGGUGGAAAUGGCGCUUGUCGAUCCCAAGGCCGGGGAGUCCUCCUCCUCCACCGUCACAGCUCACCACCUGUUCGUCGUUGUGAUCGACGGCGUGGAGACGUCCAUCCACGAGGGCAGCCUCCAGGCCAGUCUCGGCGGCACGGUCACCAUCACCAGCGCGGGGAACCUCUCCGCCAGCGGCGUCCGCAGCGUCGUCGUGCGCGGCGGGGGCGGGGGCAGCGUCAGCUUCACCCUGUGCGGAGACGCGGUCGCCGACGGCGUCGACUCCGCGUCGUUCGUCCGGUGCGGCGCAGCGCGGGCGGAGGGCGCGCGGGCGGUGUCGGUCACGCGGUGCCGCGCCGCGGACUUGGAGCAGGCCGGCAGGGUGUCCCUCGAGCGGUGCAGGGAGGCACGGGUCCGGGGCGGCGGCGCGCUGCGAGCAGCCAGGUGCAGGCGCGCCGACGUGGAGAGCUUCGGCGAGGUGCACCUGGCACGGUGCAAGGGCGCGCGCGUCGACUGGUGCGGCAGCGUGGAGGUCGAGAUGUGCAGGGCGGUGGAUGUCAGCCGGUGCGGGGCUGUGACCGGCGGACGGUGCAGGGUGGUGAGCGCCGUCGGCUGCGGCAGCGUCGAGGUGGCCCAUGCCGUGGUGAACAUUCUUGAAGAAGAACAGCCACAAGCAGCACAACAUCCCGUCUCUCCAUCACACUCCAGUCGAUCCAGUGACAGUGAAUGAAGACGCUGCAGCUUCAGAAGAUCCGCUCUACGUGGAGGUUGAAGCCAACGUUUGGGAAAGCGAGCAAG
Oryza sativa Japonica Group (Japanese rice) is the source of this 895-nucleotide messenger RNA. The record is from RefSeq and is a predicted model, not a curated record. NCBI's taxonomy places the organism in Eukaryota, Viridiplantae, Streptophyta, Magnoliopsida, Poales, Poaceae.